UAUAUUUCACCAACUCACCCAUCGUUCGCUCCAAACAAUCGAUCGAAUACAUUCUCUCUCUGUAUAACAAUCUCCCUUAUCGUAAUGAUCAAAAUUUACCAUAUGAAGAUAUCAUGAUCAUUUAAAUAGACCGUAUUGAACGUUAAUUAUAAUUUAUCGACCGCGUAUUAUACGUUUUCGUAGUUAUACGAAUGGAACAAGUACCGUUCCUAUUACAACGGAACAUAGGUCUAACGAGAAACCGGUUGUGCCAUACUUCACUGUGUAAGAAGCGACCUCUCAGUUUAAAAUUUCACGGUAACUGAAAGCAUGUAGUGUUCUUCGGACUGUGGCUUCGUGAACGUCAAACAUUCCUGCUCUCCUUUCUCGCUUCAUUUUAUUACAGAACUGAAACAUAUAACAUAACUGAAAAAUGGCAUGUGCUUGCUUGCUCACGAUCGCUCUCGUUCUCUACAUGCUCUUCGAUGUAAAUUAUUUCCUGAGGAUCGUGUUUACCAUCCUUACCGGCAGAUUGUUUCAGAAGAAAAAGAAGAUUUUUGACACGACUACCAUUUACGGUAUAUGCAUUACGCAAGAUGUGGAUUUGUUCUUUAAACACAUGAACAACGCGAGAUAUCUUCGCGAAUUGGAUUUCGCGCGUUUCCAUUAUUACGAUCGAUCUGGAAUAUAUUCGGCGAUCACGAAGAAAGGUGGAAGCGCGGUGCAAGGAGCAUCGUUGAUUCGAUAUCGUCGAGCCAUUCCUAUUUUCACUGUGUAUAAAGUGACCACGAAGCUGAUUUAUUGGGAUGAUAAGAAUUUCUACUUGGAGCACGAAUUUAUUAGUUUGACGGACGGUUUCGUUCGCGCGGUCAUUUUUAGCAAACAAACGACAACAGGUCUGAAAGUUCCAGUCCCGGAAAUAAUAGCUCAAGUCGAGCCAAACGCGCAAUGUCCCGAAAUGACCAAAGAUUUAGAACUAUGGUUGAAUUCUAUGGAAGAAUCUUCUCAGAGAUACAAGAAACAAAGAUGAACGAAAGAUGAUCCUCGUUUUUCUAACUUUUUACUUUAUUUGUUAUUUUAUUGUUAUUUUAUUAUUUAUAAUAUUGUUGAUUCGUACAUACGUCGAGCAAAAGUUUGGAAUCAUUAGAGUUGGAAUAGUCUUUUUUCUUUUUUUUUUUUUUUUUUUUUUU
Apis laboriosa (Himalayan honeybee) is the source of this 1169-nucleotide messenger RNA. Its product is annotated as protein THEM6-like. Bases 413 to 1009 code for a protein of 198 amino acids. NCBI's taxonomy places the organism in Eukaryota, Metazoa, Arthropoda, Insecta, Hymenoptera, Apidae. The transcript is spliced from 3 exons. The record is from RefSeq and is a predicted model, not a curated record.